UGGGGGCAGCGGUCGCACCAUCGUUCGCAAAUUUAUUUGUUCAUAUGUUGGAAAAAAAGAUGUUCCUAGCAAGCGAGUACAGGCAUCAUAUUUUGUUGUAUCAGAGAUUUGUCGACGAUAUCCUGGUGAUAUGGCAGGGAGAUGUUAAGCUAUUCCAGGAAAUGGUUGAGAAAGCGAACAGGAGCCACCCCACUAUAAGGUUUACAACUGAGAUUGCCAAAAAGAAGUUACACUUCCUAGACAUAGAAAUGACUAUUGAAGAGGGAGGAAUUGUAACAAAUUUGUUUCGCAAGCCAACGGAUCGAAACAAUUUGUUACAUACAGGUAGCUUCCAUAAUCCUAAAUGUAUCAAAGGGAUCCCAAAGGGCCAGCUACUGAGGGCUAGAAGAAUAGCGUCCAAAGAAGAAGGGUAUGAUAAAGCUGCCCGAACCCUAAAAGGUAGAUUCAUGGAAAAGGGAUAUGCCCCAUAUGGACUGGACAAACUGAUAGAGGAAGUUAAGGAAAUACCUAGAGAGGAGCUAUUAAAAGCGAAGGAAAGUAGAGUACGACAGGAGAGGAUUCCCUUUGUUAGCCAAUUUGGUAAACAAAGUAGGGAGAUCGAGUCCAUUAUUAAAAAAUACUGGCCAAUCUUAAGUACUGACAAGGCACUCUCUAAUAUUUGCAAACAAGCACCAAUGUUUUGCUACAAGAGAGGGAAGUCGAUUAAAGACAAGCUUUGUAAAGCCGAACUCGAAACCAAGUGCAGGAUGCAAACAAUUUUCCAUAGCACCCCUCAAGUCGGAACCUUCCCAUGCCUUAAUUGUGUAUGCUGUUCUUCUGUUAUUAAAGGUAAAUACAUCAGUCACCCUACUAAAGGAUAUAAAGUCAACAUGAAACAUUACGCUACAUGUAACACAAGCUCAGUAGUUUAUUUAUUGAAAUGCCCCUGUGGGAAGGUCUAUAUAGGACAGACCUCAAGAAGUGUGAAGGAAAGAAUAAAAGAACACAAAGGGAAUAUAAGAAACUAUACCCCUAACACUAGUACAGAUACAGCAGUCUCCCGACAUUUUGCUGAAUACCACCAUAAUGUAGCUCAGCUAAGGUGGUUAGUGGUAGAAGUGGUGAAACAACAAACAAGAGGAGGUGACAGAAAAAAAGCACUCCUCCAGAGGGAAGCUGUGUGGAUUAAGAAAUUGGAUAGCAUGCAGCCAGCAGGGUUAAAUGACCAAUGGAGCGUGAAAUGCUUUUUAUAACAAGUUAAUUAUAUUUAUUCUGCUUCAAAUCCACAGAUACAAGUGAAUCCUGCCCUAACCUUAUAAUAGGUUGUGUGGAAGCCUACAACAGUGGUUGUCUUACCCAGCACGUCUCUGAUGACUAAAGGAUAAUAAUUUAUAAGAAGACACAAGCACUUUGUACACUGUGGAGGUGUUUUAGUAGUUUUUUACUAAUUUUUACUAAUUGGUAUUAAUUGUUUUUAAUAACCAUUGUAUAAUGACACGAUGUUGAUGCAAUAAAGUAGUUUUAUAGUUGCACUAGACCCGGGGGGUAAAUAAUGGGUUAACUCCCUAAACAAAAUUGUAAUUGGUACACCCACUUUCGUUUCCCCUCCCACCUAUUUCCCUUAAAGAUGGUGUGUUAUUUGGUAAUUUGUACACUUGACAAAGGGCAAUUUUGCUCGAAACAUGUUGUGUGAAUAAAGAGAUUUUUGCAGCAAAGCUC
Xenopus laevis (African clawed frog) is the source of this 1698-nucleotide messenger RNA. RefSeq lists its product as uncharacterized. NCBI's taxonomy places the organism in Eukaryota, Metazoa, Chordata, Amphibia, Anura, Pipidae. The coding region runs from base 45 to 1232 and encodes 395 amino acids. The record is from RefSeq and is a predicted model, not a curated record. The transcript is spliced from 2 exons.